Molecule: messenger RNA, 1350 nt
Organism: Maniola jurtina (meadow brown)
Lineage: Eukaryota; Metazoa; Arthropoda; Insecta; Lepidoptera; Nymphalidae
Exons: 2
Coding region: 86-1075 (329 amino acids)
Source: RefSeq, a predicted model, not a curated record
UUUAUGUGAGGACGUGUUUGUCGGACGAUUUUCAUUUAGAAACAAGUGGUUUGCGUUCGUGCUUGUUGAAAAGUUGAAUAAGGGUAUGGGUUCAGUUCAAGAUGAGAAGCCCGUGGAGCCAGCCACCAAACCACACGUCCGCGAACUGCGGAAUACCGAGCUCGUCUCCAGACUACUGGCCGCGACACCGCCCUACCUCUACGGUGCUCUACCGCUCCAGCCACACGCGUUCUUCUUCAGCGAGAUGCUGAGGUCAUUCGUCAACGCUCGCCACGGCUGCAGGCCUCCCCACUACCAUCGCCGCUUCAAGCGCCGCUCGCACAAAUACUUUGCAGAAAACGAAGAGUGGAGACGGGAUUGGCCGAAGCAAGAGGAAAAGAAAGAACCAGAAGUACGCCCCGAAGUUCCUCUAGAACUUACAGUCGAAAAACCUAGAGCGGGCGAACAAUCCCCGAGUCCGACGCUGUCACCAAAACCUGAGCCACCCAAACCAAGCAGUCCCGGCCCACCUGGUCGCCAAUCUACCUUUGUGGAUGUCGGAACAGAGGAGCUCCCUAAACCGUCACCUUGCGUUGGAAGGAAUUCUGUCGAACCUAACACGGUACCUUCUUCAAACUUGAUCUUACCCCCACCGCCUCCAAUGUGGUAUCCGCCGCUUUACAACCCGCAAUUUGGAGUCGACCCAUUGAAUUUCUUCAUUGAUCUACGCGUAUCUGGACACAUCUAUGACAGGAAGAGAGCUGAGGCUAUGGACGUGAACAUAAACCAGGAAGGGAGAUUAGAUGAAUUGAAUUUGGAGAAACGACUCGGUAAAGAUCUAGGACAGAAACCUCGACACUUGUCAGCGUUCGCGGUACCAGUUCGAUCGAACCACACUCAAACAGAAGGGCCGGAGAAAUACUUCGAGCGGAGUAACAGGUUUUUGGGAAAGCCCAACGGUACGUCGUACAUAAUGAGGAAUUUGAAGUGCGUGUAUGAAAAUCUGCACUCUCAGGAACGUAAGGACGAAUCGAAAGAACAAAACGAGGACACGAAGGGCGAAUCUUCAGACAUAGACGAUGAUAUUAUGGAUUAAAAGAGAAUUAAGGCAUUUGUAUUUUGAUUUUAAAAUGUGAAAGAUCUUUGAAGGAAUACGCGGUAUACUUGUAAAUGUAGAAGCCAUAGGUAGAAGCUAUAUAAAAUUAGCUUUCGGCCGACUGGUUCUAAUUGCACUUACCGCUUCAAAUGAAGCUUGUUGUACAGAAAAUCUUAUUCAAUCGAUUUCUAGACUCCAAAUCUCUAAUUUAUACUUGCCUAAGCUUUGAGCUCUAUAUUGAUAUUUGCUUAUUUAUAAUCAUAAGUAAUCGUUAG